Messenger RNA from Diorhabda carinulata, 1608 nucleotides. Its product is annotated as protein pelota. Gene Ontology annotation, biological process: RNA surveillance; ribosome disassembly; nuclear-transcribed mRNA catabolic process, no-go decay. The transcript is spliced from 7 exons. Gene Ontology annotation, cellular component: cytoplasm. The coding region runs from base 159 to 1307 and encodes 382 amino acids. The record is from RefSeq and is a predicted model, not a curated record. Lineage: Eukaryota; Metazoa; Arthropoda; Insecta; Coleoptera; Chrysomelidae.
AGUUAUGUUUAGAGAUUUGAGGUUGGCUACAAUGACAAUAUUUAAGUAAGCUAUAAUGUCAAAUUUUUGUGUGUCAUGAACAGCUUGGAAAUUAUGUUAUCUAUAAAUAAAUUUAUUAAAGUAUUAGUAAAUAUGAGUAUGCUAAAAACUUAUUCAAUAUGAAACUAAUAAGUCAAGAUCUCGAUAAAAAUGGAGAGGGUACGGUUGUGCUCAUCCCAGAAGAAUCGGAAGAUAUGUGGCAUGCUUAUAAUCUCAUUGCUGAAGGAGAUUCUGUAAGAAGCACCACCAUUAGAAAGGUACAGACUGAAUCUUCAACUGGUUCUUCGUCUUCCAACAGAGUAAGAACAACAUUAACCAUUUCAGUGGAGAACAUAGAUUUUGAUACACAAGCGUGUAUGUUAAGAUUGAAAGGAAGAAAUAUUGAAGAAAAUCAAUAUGUAAAGAUGGGAGCUUAUCACACAUUAGAUCUCGAACUGAACCGAAAAUUUUCACUCAAAAAACAUGAAUGGGAUUCUGUAUCUCUAGAACGCAUAGACAUGGCAUGUGAUCCAACAAAAAGUGCAGAUGUGGCUGCUGUCAUUAUGCAGGAAGGUCUUGCACAUAUCUGUCUAAUUACUUCUAGUAUGACUUUAGUGAGAGCGAAGAUUGAUGUUAAUAUUCCCAGAAAGAGAAAAGGUUUUGUCCAACAACAUGAAAAGGGUUUAGCUAAAUUCUAUGACAAUGUCAUGCAGGCUAUUCUCAGACAUGUUAACUUUGAUGUUGUUAAAUGUGUACUGAUAGCAUCUCCAGGAUUUGUGAAGGAUCAAUUUUAUGAAUACAUGUUUCAAACAGCUGUAAAAACAGACAAUAAAGUGUUAUUAGAUAAUAAACCAAAGUUCAUGUUAGUUCAUUCUUCUUCUGGAUUUAAACACUCUUUACAAGAGGUGCUCCAAGAUCCAUCGGUAGUUAAUAAAAUAUCAGAUACUAAAGCUGCAGGUGAAGUGAAAAUUUUGGAAAAUUUUUACACUAUGCUGCAAUGUGAACCAUCAAAAGCCUUCUAUGGUAAGAAACAUGUAGAAGCUGCUAAUGCUGAACAAGCUGUUGAAAUUUUGCUUAUUUCGGACAACUUAUUUAGAUGCCAAGAUGUAAAGCUGCGCAAGGAAUAUGUGGAUUUAGUUGAUUCUGUCAGAGAUUCUGGUGGUGAAGUGAGAAUAUUUUCAAGUCUUCACAUUUCAGGAGAACAACUGGAGCAAUUAACAGGUAUUGCAGCCAUUUUAAGAUUUCCGAUGCCUGAAUUGGAGGAGGAUACUGAUGAAGAAAAUGAAUAAUCAAGUUGUUAUCUCUGGCUAGAUAGAUCAUCGUGAAUUUUAAUUUUUAUAUCCAGAUUUUUAUUUAAAGCAAAAGGAAAUACAAUUUCAAAAUACAAAUUGCAAUAUGACUCCUAAAAUAUUCUGUUGUUUUUUGUAUAAAAAUUGAAAAGCAAUGAUAGAAAUAGAAUACGUUUAUUAAUUAUCAACAAAAGAUAUUUGAAUAAUAAAAUAAGCAGGCAUUGUUAAAAUUUAUGUGUUAAUCCAAAACUAUCCUAUUUUAAUCUAAUUUGAAUAAUAAACUUUAUAACAUCCACAGAAA